Molecule: messenger RNA, 3178 nt
Organism: Pseudopodoces humilis (Tibetan ground-tit)
Lineage: Eukaryota; Metazoa; Chordata; Aves; Passeriformes; Paridae
Gene: PGAP4
Product: post-GPI attachment to proteins GalNAc transferase 4
Biological process (GO): GPI anchor biosynthetic process
Cellular component (GO): Golgi membrane
Molecular function (GO): glycosyltransferase activity
Source: RefSeq, a predicted model, not a curated record
CAGGAGUGCCCUCCUUCUGCAGCAUUAUGUUAAACCGAGCCUGGCAGCUCUGUGGGAAGUGGUGCCGUUGGUCCAGCCCUUUCAUCCAUCUCCUCACCCUGACUGUGGUGACUUUUGCUGUGCUGGCACCUUUGAUCUGCCACCGGCUCCUCCACUCUUACUUCUACCUGCGGCGCUGGCACCUGAACCCCAUGAGCCAGGAGUUCCUGGAACAGAACCAGCAGGAGGGCCAGGAUGCCCUCCAUUAUUUUGAGAAGAUGCAGAUGCCAAAUGCCUCUCAGGCGUCUGGUAGUGAAGCCUUCCAGCCCUUGCUGCUGAUCACCAUUAUCACUGUGCAGAGGCGGAAUGAUUUCCACUACGUCUUGCAAGUGGCCUCCCACUUCCACCGCCUCCUCCAGAAAUGUGGGGCGCGUUGCCAGAGCCACCGCAUGCUCCUCUGUAAUGUGGAGUCAGACCCCAGCAUCCAUCAGGAUGUCAGGCUGCUGAGCAGCCUCUUUCCUAUGGUCAGUCGUGACAGAACUGGAGAGAAUCCUGACCCCAGCCUCAACCAGUUUGAGAAGGAGAAGCAGGACUAUGUCUUCUGCCUUGAGCAGUCACUGUUGGUGUACAACCCAGAGUACAUCCUCCUUGUGGAAGAUGAUGCCGUGCCAGAGGAGGAGAUAUUUUCUGUCUUGCAGCACCUCUUCUUGGCCCGGUUCUCCAAGCCCUACCUCAGAGACGCUCUCUACUUCAAGCUGUACCAUCCUGAGAGGCUCCAACACUACUUCAACCCUGAGCCCAUGAGGAUCCUGGAGUGGCUGGGCCUGGGCAUGUUCCUGGGGCCGGUGCUGACCUUUGCAUACUGCUGGGCCGCAAGGCGAGCGGGCCCCAGCUGGUGCCUGGUGGUGUUCUUCGCCCUGUACAGCAUGGCCCUGUCAGAGCUGGUGGGGCGGCACUAUGGGCUGGAGCUGCGCCGUCUGCACCCCGCACUCUACAACGUGGUGCCAGCCAGUGAGUGCUGCACACCCGCCAUGCUCUUCCCUGCUGCCUCUGCCCGCCGGGCCUCAGAAUACCUGCAGGGGCUGCACUGCCGCCAGGGCUUCGCCAAGGACACUGCCCUCUACUCGCUGCUGCGGGGCAAGGGCGAGAACGCCUUUGUGGUGGAGCCCAACCUGGUGCGGCACGUGGGGAUGUACUCCAGCCUCCGACUGAACAGCAACCCAAAACUGCUGUGAGCUGCUCCUGCCUUGCCACACAAAAAACACCCAGGUCACUUGCCAUGGGCAGAGGAAUAGUGUGCAGACUUGCAUUCUGUGCUGCUUGCAAUGGGCAUCCUGUGUCUCCACGUGGACAAAGAAUAACUCUCUCUAAAACUACAAGUUUUCUUAAAAAAUCAGCCUAUGUACAUUCAGACCCUAUUUAGUAUAAAUUUUGAACUAAUCACCAUGCAUCACCUGGGAGAGGAGUGGAGGAUUCCAGCGCACUCUCUCUUAGCCAUUCCCAAAGAAAAGCCUACACACCAACAUGCACAGCUUUCCUGCCUACUCUCCUGAACAGUGGUUACAAAAAUCCUUGCCUUAGGACAGCAAAAAUUUUGGACAAAGUGAAUGUUUCGAAUUCAAGCUAAUGAGGAGGGAAAGGGCUUAUUUCCCCAUCCUUACUAAGGUCUGAUCUUUGACCUGUCUUUGCUCCAAAGUUGUGGUUUUGAGCAGACCUUCAAAAGCAGAAGUGGUUUGCAGGAACUUUCCCACAAAUUCUGCCUAGAUUCUUCAAAUUGAUGAAGUCUCUUUAGUUGCUGUCUCCCUAUCUACACCUCCACCAUUCCCACUUCUUUUGCUUCCAUCUGAGGCUUUAAAAUGCAAAACCUCUGCUGCCUAUUGAAGGUCAUCUCUGGGAGUUGGGAUAGGAAAACAGAAUCACAGCCACUGGUGUCACACCGAUGGGUCAGAAAUGCACAUUUUCAUUGAUACAUGACACACAUUGUACACAAUGAUUGCUGUGUUGGUGAGGAUCAUCACUCAUUGUACUGGCUCCAUUAAGAAAGGUUUUAUCAACCACUGAGUGAAUUUAUCCAUUUAUCCAUCAACAUGAAUUUACCUUGACUUUCCCUCAGUACAGAGACAAAUGAAGACUAGAUCUGUGCUAAAUAGGUGCUGUUGUUGUGCAAGAUCCUUGUUCAUUCUGGAGCUGUAAUUCACAGCUCAGCUGGAGUGGUUCAUUCACUUCUCCUGGCAGAAAGCAAAAUACCUGUGGGAAACAAAGACAGCUGUUCAUAAGAACAAGCAACAAUAGCACAGCACAUCAAAGGGUCACUCUGACAGUGAUUGUGUGUCCUUGUCGUUAGGUAUCUGGGAUAGGUACUUUGUACGAGGGCAGUGGGCACAGUUAAAUAUAAAUCUCUUGCAGAUGACAAGAGAUCUCAUACUGAAUGAAAACAGGCAAAAAUUUGGUAUAUCUGAUGAAAGGCCCAGUGGCUUUAAUGAGCUUUGAAUCAAAUUCACUUUGAAGUGGCAUUUGGUUGAAUUAUUUUUAAAACUACAUUCCUUCCUCUGGAAUGAACCAAGUAAAUAUUUUUUGUUGAGUUUAAUCAGUGGGAGUUGUUUGGGUUUUUCUUUUUGGUAAUAGAAGGGCUUUGCUUUGAAUUUUCUUCUCCCAGCUCUCUUCCAGGUGAUUUAUGCCUUAUUAUCUUAACAAGUCUGGUUAUAGGUGAGAAAUACCUAAAACUCCUGAGAGAUGAAACCAAAGAAAAUGGCAACCCUCAGCACAGUGGGUAUCAGUUACCCAGAACAAAGGCACAGUGCAGUUAGCUGAGAAACAGCAUCACAGCAGUGCUUUGCUCUCCAGUGUUACAGUACAUGUCGCAACAAGACCCCAGAGAGCGACCUGCAUCUCUGAGCUCAGAGCACACUGUAGAAAAUGCUGAUGAUUUAAGACAAAGGGAUGGGUUCUCGUUUGGCAAUCUGACAAUGGGUUUAUUGAAGAGCACAGCCUUGAAUAGGUUCAGGGAUGAGAACCAAGGAAUGGGCUAAGGGCACAGGGUUAAAUGAGGGGCAAAAGGGGCAGAUCUGAGGGUCAAGGUCCAACAAGGACAAGGGAAAGUGGUGCAGGGAAGUGGCUAAAGACCAGGAGAACCAAGGGGAUAACGGGUGGAACAAUGCAGCAGAACAGAGCCAGUGGGGAUUAAGGGAAGGAAGAGCAU